This is a messenger RNA of Impatiens glandulifera, 2420 nucleotides long. Its product is annotated as pentatricopeptide repeat-containing protein At5g55740, chloroplastic. Bases 27 to 2408 code for a protein of 793 amino acids. NCBI's taxonomy places the organism in Eukaryota, Viridiplantae, Streptophyta, Magnoliopsida, Ericales, Balsaminaceae. The transcript has a single exon. Gene Ontology annotation, molecular function: RNA binding; protein binding. Gene Ontology annotation, biological process: RNA modification. The record is from RefSeq and is a predicted model, not a curated record.
UCUAUCCAUUGGUUCUUCAUUCUUGCAUGGCCUCUCUGUUUCUGCAACCACCAAAGAAUCUAGCAAACACUCCUCACUUCAAAUUCCUCAACAAAGAAGAUGGUAGAUUUCCUUCACGCCAUCAUCAUCGUCUUUCCUAUCUCCAACAAAUCUCCUCUAUCUCCAAGGAUUGUCGAUUACAUGAAGCUGUGGACCUAUUCACUGAAAUGCAGGACAAAGAAAUCAAUAUCGGACCAGAGAUCUAUGGCGACCUUAUUCAAGCUUGUCAUUACGACCGAAAUCUCUUCACGGGUCGGCAAUUUCACGCCCUAAUCAUCAAACACGGCGACGAAUUGGGGAAAAACGAAUACAUUGAGACAAAACUCUUAAUCUUUUACGCCAAGUGCGAUCUUCCUGAAGUUUCGAUCCGAGCAUUUGAAAGAAUGCAACAACGAUCCGUCUAUUCAUGGGCUGCUAUUAUUGGGUUAUAUUGUAGAUUGGGUUUAAACGAAGAAGCUCUGAUGGGUUUUAUUCAAAUGUUAGAAAGUGGAAUUCUUGCUGAUAAUUUCGUCAUGCCGAAUGCUUUAAAAGCUUGUGGGGCUCUUGGGAGGAUUGGUUUGGGGAAAGGAGUUCAUGGGUAUUCUCUUAAGACUGGUUUUGGUGAUUGUGUCUUCCUUGCGAGUAGUCUAGUUGACAUGUAUGGGAAAUGUUGUGUUCUUCAUGAUGCACGUAAGGUGUUUGAUUUUAUGCCUGAGAGAAAUGUUGUGUCUUGGAAUUCUAUGAUAACGAGCUAUGUUCAAAAUGGGAUGAAUGAAGAAGCUUUAAAGCUCUUUUAUGAAAUGAGAAUGGAAGGAAUUCAUAUAAGCAGUAUAACCAUUGUAAGCUUUCUUUCAGCUUGUGCGAAUUUAAUUGCUUUAGAAGAAGGAAAACAAGGUCACGCCAUUGCUAUUGUUUGUGGAUUAGAUUUAGAUAAUAACAUAUUGGGUAGUUCCAUUUUGAAUUUCUAUUCUAAAGUCAAAUCCAUUGAAGAAGCUGAAUUGGUUUUCAAUAGGAUUCAUGAUAAAGAUGUUGUGACAUGGAAUUUAUUAACAUCUUGCUAUGCGAAUUGCGGUUUGAUCGAUAAGGCAGUUAGUUUAUGUCGAUUAAUGAGAUCGGAGAAUUACAUUUUUGAUGCUGUCACCUUAUCGUCUAUCAUUUCGUCAGCUGCAGAUGCGAAAAACCUAAAACUCGGUAAAGAAUGUCAUUGUUAUUGUCUCAGGAACGAUUUAGUCUCGAAUGUUAUCGUUAUUAAUACCGUCGUUAAUAUGUACGCGAAAUGUGGAAGGAUUAUAGAAGCUAGACGAGUUUUUAACUCAAGUAGAUUAAAAGACUUGGCUUUGUGGAACACAUUGAUGGCUGCUUAUUCUGAAUUAGGUCUUUCGGGCGAGACUUUAAAACUGUUUUACGAUAUGCAGUUAGACGGGAUACCACCAAACGUCGUUUCAUUUAACUCGAUUCUAAUCGGUUUCUUGAGAAAAGGGCAGGUUGAUGAAGUAAUUAUAUUUUUUCGACAAAUGUUGGAAAUGGGAAUUCGACCAAAUUCCUUAAGCAUAACUGCCAUUCUUUCUGCUUGCACUGACAUUUCGUCGCUAAUACUAGGAAGAUCGAUCCACGGAUACCUAACUAGACGUAACUGUCUUCAACUGAUUCCCAUCACAACUGCUUUGUUGGAUAUGUAUGGUAAGUGUGGUAAGGUUAAACAAGCCGAGGGUUUGUUUGGUUUGAUUUCGAACAAAGAAACGCCGAUAUACAACGCGAUGAUAUCCGCUUACGCGGUUCAAGGUCGAUAUCUUGACGCUAUUAACAUGUUGAAGAAACUCGAGGAAGAAGGUAAAGAGCCCGAUGGUAUAACAUUUACUUGCAUUUUAUCGGCAUGUAGCCACUCGGGUUUAUUGAAUGAAGGCGUAAGAGUUUUCAUCGAUAUGGUUGAGAAAUAUCGCAUUAAGCCGAGGAUGGAACACUAUGGAUGUAUGGUGAGUCUAUUUUCUCGUCUUGGAUACCUGGAAGAAGCUCUCGAUAUUAUUCGAUCGAUGCCUUUUAGUCCGGAUGCUCAAAUACUUUCGUCGUUGCUUGCGGGUACUAAAGAGGAGGGAAAGAUUGAAACUGGGGAGUAUAUUUCCGAGUUUUUGUUUGAAAUUGAGAGUACGAGUUGUGGGAACUACGUUGCUCUUUCAAAUGCUUAUGCGGGUAUUGGGAGGUUUGAUGAGGCCUCGAGGGUAAGGCGGAUGAUGAGAGAAAAAAGUGUGAAAAAGAAUCCGGGCUGUAGUUGGAUUCAAAUUGGAGGGAAUUCACGUGUGUUUGUCUCUGGUUAUGAUGCAUCUUAUCCAGAAGCCGACGAAAUUUAUUCAACAUUGGACUUGUUAUUGCAAGAAAUGCGCGAUUGUGAAUGAUGAAAUGGAGAA